AUGGUGAAUGUGUUUACAGUAGCGAAGCCAUUGUUGCAAGGGCUGAUGAAGCUAGCUGGGAUGACACCCAAAUUAGUGGAGAUCGAACCAGGGACAUUAAUGAAUUUCUGGGUCCCAAAUGAAACGAUCCAAAGGAAUCAAAAUCAAAAUCAAAACCAUACCAAUCACAAAACCAACAAGCCUGCGGUGGUACUCGUUCAUGGCUUCUUCGGAGACGGUGUUAUAACAUGGCUAUUCCAAGUAUUGGCUUUAACCGGCAGGUACGCAGUCUACGUGCCGGACCUCCUCUUCUUCGGCGGCUCCACCACCGACAGCCACCACCGGUCAACGGUCUUCCAGGCAGAGUGUUUGGCCAAGGGUUUGAGGAAGUUAGGAGUGGAGAGUUGUACACUGGUCGGUUUUAGCUAUGGAGGUAUAAUUGGGUUUAAGCUGGCCAAGUUGGACCCAGAUUUGGUCGAGUCUUUGGUGGUUUCCGCCACGGUUGUGGAACUUACUGAGUCCAUUAGUCGUGCUUCGCUGCAGAAGAUUGGGUUCUCACAGUGGUCGGAACUUUUGUUGCCAGAGACCGUUGAGGGUGUGAAAGCUAUGCUUACAGUGGGUACUCACAAGUUGCCAUGGCUUCCUGAUUUUCUUUACAGAAACUUUCUGGAGGUUAUGUUCAUCAACAGAAAGGAGAGAACUGAACUACUAGAGGCUUUCAUCGACAGUGAUAAAGAUGCAACUGCGACUACGCACCCCCAGAGGAUUCAUCUACUGUGGGGAGACAAUGACAAGCUUUUCGACUUGGAAGUAGCCCAUAACAUAAAAGAGCAAUUGGGAGGCAAAUCCACCUUGCACUAUAUUGAAAAGGCAGGGCAUCUUGUUGGGCUGGAGCGGCCUUUCAUGUACACUCGCCACCUCAAGAGAAUUCUUGCAUCCUUAGAUGGAGAAAGGCUCCAGAAAAUGAACUGA
Messenger RNA from Ilex paraguariensis (yerba mate), 951 nucleotides. The record is from the annotation of a GenBank genome assembly. NCBI's taxonomy places the organism in Eukaryota, Viridiplantae, Streptophyta, Magnoliopsida, Aquifoliales, Aquifoliaceae.